Durusdinium trenchii is the source of this 897-nucleotide messenger RNA. NCBI's taxonomy places the organism in Eukaryota, Dinophyceae, Suessiales, Symbiodiniaceae. The record is from the annotation of a GenBank genome assembly.
AUGCGCCUGAAGGACUCAAAGCUUGGCACUGCGCUCAUUGCUCGUAGCGCCUCUGCGGAGGAGGUACUCGUCUUUGUCGCACAAAACCUCAAGCGCUUUGACGCUAUUCACUGCACCGCAUCUCUCCAUGCCCUUGCGAAGCACUCGUUGAAAGACGACCGGCUGGCCAGUCGAACCCUCGGUGCUCUGCUGGCCAAGCAAGGUGAGUAUGCCAGGCAAAAGUCUCUGGAUGGUCGUCAACUCUCGAAUACUCUUUGGGCCAUUGCACGUUUGCGACAACCAGCAAUCGAGGCUAUGCCUGAGGGUCUUGCAACUCAGGUGGCCGCUCAGCUUUCCUCGCAGGAGCAGCGGCUGAAUCAUCAAGACGUGAGCAAUGGACUCUGGGCCAUAGCUGCUUUGGACCUACCAGAACAGGCAGAUCACAUGUCUGAACUGGCUUAUUCUCGAGCUUUGUCCAGACCAAAUGGCUUUAAAGCCCAAGAAUUGGCCAAUGCCAUUUGGGCCUUUGCUACCUGUGGAUCGGGCACAGCAAGCCGAAUGGCCCGGAACCUGACGGUCUAUUGUGUGCUGGAACGCUUGGCGGAGUUGCAGAGCAUCCAGCUUGCAGCGGUGAUUUGGUCGGUGGCUGCAGCGGACCUGGAUGGGCAAAGUCUGAGGUCUUCACCACGCCUCAUGGAGCCCCUGGCUACAGCCGUCUUGGACCGUGUUCAAGAGUUUGGCCCCCAGGAGGUGUCAAAUGUCUCUUGGGCUUUGGCAGUUGAGACGAUUCAGAAUCGACGACUGAGAGAAGAGCUCGCAAUGGGUGUGAAUCGCUGCAUGCAUGAGUUCAAGCGCAAGGAAUUGGUGAACAGCCUUUGGGCCUUUGCUGUCUUUGGCAGCAUGGAAGCGGUUGAUUAG